Molecule: messenger RNA, 3738 nt
Organism: Calypte anna (Anna's hummingbird)
Lineage: Eukaryota; Metazoa; Chordata; Aves; Apodiformes; Trochilidae
Gene: WFS1
Product: wolframin ER transmembrane glycoprotein
Exons: 8
Coding region: 204-2831 (875 amino acids)
Biological process (GO): endoplasmic reticulum unfolded protein response; calcium ion homeostasis
Cellular component (GO): endoplasmic reticulum; endoplasmic reticulum membrane
Molecular function (GO): protein binding
Source: RefSeq, a predicted model, not a curated record
AGUGGCACCCGCGCUGUCCCUUCCGCGCAGCGCGGAGCGGAAGGGGAGGGGAGGAGGCGGUGGCGGCCAUGGGGCGGGACGGGGCUGCCCCAUAGGUUUGCGGGUUCCAGGCGGGACCCUAUUUGGGAACCCAUCGGCUGCUGGAGCUGCGGGACAGUUCGCUGGUUUGGACUCGGUGGUUUCGCUUCGUUGGGCUCGCUAAAAUGAAUUCAAAUCCUGAUCCCCCCUCAAGCCCUUCCCACCCCCAGCUGCAUCCUGGAAGGUCCCAGCUAAAUGCUGCUUCUGUGGACCAGAGGGAGAAUAAUCAGAAAUCUGGACCGUUCUCAGAAGAUGCUGCAGCUUUUUCUUCUCCAGUUCCUGGCUACUCCAGAAGUAGAGAGAAAGCUGAAAAAAAUGAGGGCAUGAAGGAAGAACCUGAUGUGCUCUUUGAGGAACUGCUUGAGAGGGCCAAAGCUGGAGAAGCAAAAGCACAAACAGAGGUGGGGAAACACUUCUUGAGGUUAGCAGAAGAGGAGGAUGAAGAACUUAACAACUGCAGUGCUGUUGACUGGUUCAUCCUUGCUGCUAAGCAAGGCCGGAGAGAAGCUGUCAAACUCCUGCGUAGGUGCCUGGCAGAGAGAAGAGGCAUCACUUCUGAGAAUGAGCAAGAAGUGAAGAAAUUAUCAUCUGAGACUGAUUUGGAGAGAGCGGUGAGGAAAGCUGCCUUAGUCAUGUACUGGAAAUUAAACCCAAAAAAGAAGAAGCAAUUAGAAGUUUCUGAACUACUGGAAAACGUUGGGCAAGUUGACAAUGAAGAUGGUGAGAAGCAACCUGGCCCAGUCCCAAAGUCUGUGCAGAAGCAGAGGAGGAUGCUGGAGCGAUUAGUGAGCAGUCAAUCUAAAAAAUUCAUCGCCCUGGAUGACUUUGUUGAAAUUACCAAGAAGUAUGCAAAGGGAAUCAUCCCAUCCAACCUGAUUAUGCAUGAAGAGGAAGAUGAUGAACUGGCAGGGAAGUCCCCUGAAGAGUUACCCCUACGCCUGAAGGUUGUAAAAUACCCACUUCAUGCCAUAAUGGAAAUUAAAGAACACCUUAUAGAUCUUGCAUCAAAGGCAGGAAUGCAUUGGCUGUCUACCAUUGUUCCAACCCACCACAUCAACGCCCUCAUCUUUUUCUUCAUCAUCAGUAACCUGACAAUCGAAUUUUUUGCCUUCAUUAUUCCACUGGUCAUCUUCUAUUUGUCCUUCAUUUCCAUGGUGAUUUGCACACUCAAAGUUUUUCAGGACAGUAAGGCCUGGGAGAACUUUCGGGCUUUGACUGACUUGCUGCUCCGUUUUGAGCCCAACCUAGAUGUCGAGCAGGCUGAGGUGAACUUUGGGUGGAACCACUUAGAGCCAUACAUUUAUUUUUUACUCUCGGUGUUCUUUGUCAUUUUUUCCUUCCCUAUAGCAAGCAAAGACUGGAUACCCUGCUCAGAGUUAGCCACCAUCUCUGUUUUCUUCACGGUGACAAGUUACAUGAGUUUAAGCACAUGUGCAGAACCUUACACACGAAGAGCCUUGGUGACUGAGAUAGCAGCAGGUUGCUUGUCCCUCCUGCAGGUGUUACCUGGGAAUUUUGGCUACCUGAAAUUCUUAGGUCAAACAUUCUUUACUGUUCCUGUCGGCCACUUCUUCGUGUUAAAUGUGAGCAUCCCGUGCCUUCUGUUUCUGUACCUGUUCUAUCUUUUCUUCAGAAUGGCCCAGCUACGGAAUUUUAAAGGCACCUAUUGCUACCUGGUCCCAUAUCUGGUCUGCUUUAUGUGGUGUGAGCUCUCUGUGGUCAUUCUCAGGGAGUCCUCUGGCAUUGGGCUCGUUCGGGCCUCAAUUGGGUAUUUCCUGUUCCUCUUUGCCCUCCCGGUGCUGGGGGUGGGAAUCGCCCUGAUGUGUCUGAUCCAUUUCAUUAAGUGGUUCCUGUCUCUGGAGCUCAUCAAAAUCCUGGUGACUCUGGUGUUGUGCACUGUCCCUUUGCUCUUCCGAUGGUGGACAAAAGUGAACUUCUCUGUAGUGGAGGUGGUGAAAUCCCUCACGAGAAGCUCGAUUGUGAAACUCAUCUUGGUUUGGAUCACAGCUGUGGUCUUGUUCUGUUGGUUCUACGUCUACCGCUCCGAAGGGAUGAAAGUCUACAACUCCACCUUGACAUGGAACCAGUAUGCUUUCCUCUGUGGACCCAGGUCCUGGAAGGAGACCAACAUGGCCAGGACUCAGAUUUUAUGCAGUCACCUGGAAGGACACAGAGUGACCUGGACCGGGCGGUUCAAAUACGUCCGCGUGACGGAAAUCGACAAUAGCGCCGAAUCCGCAAUAAAUAUGCUCCCCCUUUUUAUUGGUGAUUGGAUGAGGUGCUUGUAUGGGGAAGCCUACCCUCUUUGUGACCCUAAAAAUGUUACUCUGGAAGAGGAGGAGCUGUGUCGGCUCAAGUAUUUGACCAAGCAUAAAUGCCACAUGAAAAUGUUUGAUCGGUACAAAUUCGAGAUAACGGUGGGCAUGCCUUUCAGCAGCAAAAAUGGCAGCAAGCCCAUAGAGGAGGAUGAUAUCACCAAAGAUAUUGUGCUGAAGGCAAGUAGUGAGUUUAAAAAAGUCUUGCUGAACUUGAGGCAAGGGAGUAUAAUAGAAUUCAGCACAAUUCUGGAGGGUCGUCUCGGCAGUAAGUGGCCUGUCUUUGAACUGAAAGCAAUCACUUGCUUGAAUUGCAUGUCUAAACUCUUACCUGCAGGGAGGCAUGUGAAAAUAGAGCAGGACUGGAGGAGCACAGUGCAUAAAGCCAUUAAAUUUGCUUUUGAUUUCUUCUUUUUCCCCUUCCUGUCAGCUGCGUAGCGAGCUCGCACGUUGGUUCAGUGGUCUGCUCAGUGUACACUGUAUUUACACUACCAAAGGUUUGGCUUCUUCAAAGGAAAAGGAUUAAAAAUAAGAAAAAAAAAAAAGCCAACUUGCUGCAGCUGUGCUCAAAAUGUGUGCUGUAAUGUAGAGCAUUGGUUGGGUUUUGUAAUUGUACACACUGUAUCCUGAGUUUUAAACCCUGUAUGACUGAAGUAAUAAUACAUGCUAGGUUAAUAUUAUUAUAAGUGAAUGCAGGGGUUUGCUGCUGACUAAUUGCAUGGAGACUGUUUUGUCCAGAAUGGAUAGAGAUUUGCCUGUGGUACAACACUAGAUGCAUUUAUUAUCUCAAUGUUAAAAGCACUUUAUACUCUUUAAAUAUUCACAACGUGCCCUUUUGUGUUUUUACAGGUGUGAUUUAGGAUAGGUAGCUGACAACAGCUUAAUUUGCAGAUGUUGUUUGUAUUUAUUUGGGUUUUUUCUAGGAAAAAAGUGAUCUUGUAGUCAGUACUUGGUGGUGAUAGCCAUGUGCAGAACUCAUUGUUUCACUAUUUGUCCAGAAGAUGGUGACUUUAGUGUGUUUUGGAAAGGGCACACCAUUUCACAGCCUGGCAAGGUUGUAAAAAGUCCUCAAGCUUCCAUUUUGCAUUAAAUAUUUCUGUACAGAAUUUGGUCUUUGUUCUGAUUUGGUUGUGGUAGCUACACGAGAUCUCACUAAGAUACCGAAGCCAUGCUGGUCUCUGGAGGACAAACACCAGAGGGUAGAAGGUUGAGGGGGUACCCUCAGUAAUGAACAAGCCAAAGCAACUGAAUAGAGUACCUAACAGUCUGCAGUGGAAACUGAAAUAGUGUAUUUGUUGAAUGAUUUGUGGUGUGCAAAUAAAUAUGAAAUGCAAACUUGAGCUAA